This is a messenger RNA of Daldinia caldariorum, 1886 nucleotides long. Its product is annotated as Aldo/keto reductase. Gene Ontology annotation, cellular component: cytosol. The transcript has 3 exons. NCBI's taxonomy places the organism in Eukaryota, Fungi, Ascomycota, Sordariomycetes, Xylariales, Hypoxylaceae. The record is from RefSeq and is a predicted model, not a curated record. Bases 468 to 1448 code for a protein of 326 amino acids.
ACUAUCAAGGGAAAAUUACACCCCCUUUUCUCAGGGGACACUUGGACAGCUGCAGUCAGCCGGCAGAGCGAACUAUGUACCACGACAGAAUGUGAUUUUAAUAGGGUUGCAUUAGGCUGCCUGCCACUGCGCCCAACGGGCAAAAAGCUAUAAACAGAAGUCCGACCAAAGCCUACGAAAACGCCCAACCCCGCAGCCGAGCAAAACGGAAUCCAAAAGGAGCUGCCCGACAGCAGUGCCAAAAGAAGGGAAGCAUGGCAUGCAAGGGAGGAAAGCUGAAUUAGGAUAGCUUUUCAAAGACAUACAGAUGAGGUCGCACAUAGUGACCAGUCAGUUACUAAAAUUAAAUCACAUGGUUGGAAAGUAGCAAACAUUGUAAGAAAGAGGCUUUAUCUAUCAUUUCAUCAACUCAACAAUUUAUUUUCUUGUUUCUUAUCUGCAUCUUUCCAUCUUCCGAACAACACAACAUGACGCCCCCAAAGCCUAUUAUUGGGAGCGGAGUAUGGGGUCAUUUCUUAGGAGAAGACGAGAUCCGCAGCCAACUGAACGAUGCUGAAAGACUGAGAAUUCUACAUAUCGACUCUGGAGCCCACCACCCCUAUAGCAAGCCGGGAUUGGCAGAAAGGCUGCUUGGGGAAAUAGGAUACCAGAACCAGGGCUUCACCGUUGACUCCAAGGUCCUCUAUUCGAAUGGUGGAGACGGCACCUUGACGGCUGAAGCUGUGGAGAAGUCCAUAGACCAGACAUUGUCUAGCCUGAAAACGCAUAAGAUUAAUAUCUACUAUGCUUUGGCGCCCGACCGCACCACUCCCUUAGAAGAACAGGCGGCCGCGUUCGAUGCCCAGUAUCGCCUAGGGAAGUUCUCUCAGCUUGGAAUCUGCAACUUUCAGCCUGAUAUGCUCGAAGAAUGGAUUAAAAUCGCCGAUGAAAAAGGCUACAUCAAGCCGACCGUCUUCCAGGGACAAUAUAACAUUCUUUGCCGUGGAUACGAAGCGGAUCUCUUCCCACUACUCCGUAAACAUGGCAUAUCAUUCAACGCCUUCGGUGUACUCGCGGGUGGCAUGUUAACUGGCAAGGUCACCUUCUCGAAUGGCCCAGAUGACCUCAAGGGCACUCGCUUCGAAGUGUCUGAGACAAACGUGAUCGGGAUAUAUGGUAGGAAGUGGUACGACAAGCCGUGCUUCCAUGACGCAAUUCGCAGAAUGGCAGAGCUGUGUGAUACAUAUAGCGUGAACAUUACUAAUGCGGGCUUGCGAUGGAUCAUGAACCACUCAAGGCUGGAUGGGGGUCUGGGAGACGGCGUCAUCAUCGGGCCUCGCAAUAAGCAACAACUCGACCAAUACAUCCUUGGGAUCCAAGGGGGGCCCCUCCCUAAAGGGCUUGUAGAGGGACUGGACAGCAUUUGGGAUAAAGUGAAAGGCGAUGCUGUAGAUAUGCUUGUCUACUGAGUCUUCUCGUCGCACUAGACAUCCCCGGGCAGCACUACAUGUCCUAAUCGUACUGUAGCGGAGGAGAGCAAGUGUGCAAUAAGUAAUAUAAUUAGUUCGUCAAUUAGCCAAACUUUCGUUGCACAUAAUGCUAUUACUAAAUUGGCAAUGGUUGAUGAGGAGCUUAUCUUCUGGUGCUUCGUAGUAGACACAUGAGCAUGCCUAUGUUGCAGUAUAACCCGUUGCUGCUUAAUUACAGAUAAUUAGUAGUAGAACAUUGGUAGGAGCCAUGGUACUGCACGACAAAUGAGCUUGCUUCUGGUAGAGGCGGGGCACAUAACCUUUAGGUGUCUUGGGCAACCUGGGCCUGUUUUGCGCUGAAGUCCCGGUCCCGUCGGGCAGUUAGUUCUGUCUGGCGAUACCAAGAUGCAGAAUGCGCCCAGCUGAAGACAGGUGGGU